GAUAUGUUGUGAACGAACCAAGUAUAGUAAAAACGUAUGUAAAUACGUAUAGGCAGGUGUAAGGUAUGGGUAUGUUACAGUUUGAUCAGCUGGUGAUCAGAAAAUUUUAAAGCGUAUUUGAUCUGAAAUUGUAUGUAAUUUGUAAAAAUGACUGGUUUAGUCGCCUUGUGUAUGACUUGUUUCAUUCUCUAUUGUAGUUUUACUUGGGUGAUACCAAGGUUCUUGGCAUGGUUAGUAAAGAGACGAUACAAAAUUUAUCUACGUGUUGGUCACAUUUCAUUACCAUAUUUUAUAUUACGGGACGUAAAUAUUUCGAAAAAUGGCUUUACAUUGCAAGUGGAAGAGAUCAGUAUAAGAAGCAGUCUUUUUAGCAGUGAUGUCGCAAAACUUUUAGCUGUCAUUAUGAAGGAUGUCAGAAUCAAUAAAGAUGUUCCAAUAAAACCUGUACAGAUAGUAAGAAAACCAAGGAAGCCAAUGGAUUUUCAAAAUAAAAAAAUUCCACCGAUAAUUAUAACUUUUGUACAAUUUAUGGCUGUUCAUAUAGAAAAUUUAAGUCUUCUGGUUUUGGGUAAUGGUUGGCUAGCUAAUGGAAGUGCAGAGAGUCUGACUUUAGAUGGUAGUGUUGUUCAUGGAGCUCGUACUCUUCUUGCAUCUGCUGCUAUCAUAGGUGGUGCCAUGAAAUUGUUACGUCAUGCAUCAGACGCUUGUCUUUCACAGAUAUCCUUCGCUGGAACUGCCGAAGCGACUCUGAAAGCGCAAGGGGAACUUUCGGUAGAGAAAUUGUACAUCGGAAUAACGCAGACAGAGGGUUCUGGAGGAGCAGGUCUCAUUACAUUCUUCAAAGACAGAAGUUCGUUAACUAAUGCUGCAUCUUCGUAUUCAGAUGCACGUGUCGAUCCUUCUACUAAUCUCUUAGCUCGGUUAGCACCAGUUAUACCAAAGGAUUUUAUCCUGAAAGUGGGUAAUUCUUCCAUAAUUACGGGUAGAGAAGAUGGCGUAGUACUUGGUUUGGAAGGUACAAUGAAGGGUUUGCAAAUUAGCACGAAAUUCCAACCAUCUGACAUGUUAUUAAAUUUCACCUUAAAUUUGGAUGGAUUAUCAAUUCGUAGUAAACUCCCUGUUUUGACAUUACGAUCGUUAAUAGUAAAUUCAAAGAUGGAGCAAGACGUUUUACAAAUUGCUACACAGAUCAGUAAUCUUUCUAUUAUUUAUGAUCAUAAAGAUUGGGAGUCGAUAUUGUGUAAUACCGAUAAUGAAGUUUCAAGACCUGUCGAUAGUAUAACGUUAAAAAAUAAAUUACCAUGGUUAGACAUUAGAGUAAAUACUGAACUUUAUGAUUCGUCGUUAUGCAUCAAAUUAUUGGAUGUUCACGAAGCUUCGUGUGGUGUAGCACAUAUGAAAUUUUCGCUAAAUACACUUACAGAUAUAAUAGAUAGUUGGAACACAGAGUUAGUAGUGGAAUCUUUGUAUUGUACCUUAAAUGGUUCCAAUACCAUUAUUUCGGAAACAUCUCAUCGAUGGGGAACGCCUUUGUCUAUCGGAGUAUUAUUAGCUACGACCCGUACCAAUGCCAUAGGGAUUGCCGUUGAUGCUCUUGUAACUGAAUGGAGUUUGGAACUAGCUAGAUUUCUUAAAGAGGCAUACAAAUGUUGCCAAAUGUACAAUAGAAGAGCCGAAACAAUGAAAAAUACGAAAAAGUCGGAUAGCGUUGUUCAAUUAAAUCUCAAAAUUACAAAUUGUAAUUUGUUCUUUAUCGCAGAAAACAAUCUCUCUGUCAUGAUGCGUUUGGAUACUGCAAAUUUAGAGCACAAUACAAAACGAUUAGUGGUCGUAACAGAGGGUGUUAGCGCGAUCACAUUGAAUAAAAACGAACCAAUUGUCUGUCAGCACGCACAAGCAUUGGCACAUCCAUUUUUAGCUAUAAGGAAGUGCAAAAGUGCAGUUACAUCUGAAGCGAUAAAUAUUAGUUUAGAUGGUACCAGUCUAGCGUGGAGUCCAAAUUUACAUCUUCGCCUCUUACAACUUUGGUUGGAGUCUGCAGAUUUUAGAUCAAUUAUAAGUGGAGACUCAUCGACAUAUACUACUCAAGAUGAAGACACUGAUAAACAGCAAAAACGAUUAAUAGAUAUAUUGGCUACUGGUGGAAUCAGUUUAUCUAUAGAUAUUUCUCCGAAACACUUUUUAGAGCUUUCAUCGGACCAGUUACGUUGGACGCAAGGAGAAUGGAGACUUAAUUAUAUGCGUGUAACUUUAGAUAUGGCUGAUAUAAUUAUGAUCGAAGGUUUCGAAUUAAUCAGAGUAUUGAGCAGCGAAGAGGUGCGACUAGAACGACAAAGUAACGAAGGUUUUGUUUUGGAUUGGAACGAAACUUGGAUGCUCAACAUCGAAUCAAUAAAAGCUUGCUUUCCUUACGAACAUCAAUUUACUGACGCGAUUCAGAAUGAAUUAUUCAGUAUAAAAAAAUGGUUAAAAGAAAUUCAUUCAUCGUCGUCGUCGUCGUCGUCAUCGUCAUCGUCAUCGUCGUCAUCGUCGUCAUCCUUCUCUUCUUCAUCGUCAUCGUCAUCGAGUCAGGGAAAAGAAAAGCGUUUACCGUGCGAUUUAAUUAUAAAAAUUAAAGAAUGGAUAUUCGAAGUAAGCGAUGAUCCGUUUGAAGUACGUUUACGAGAUAAUUACGAAUUAUUGGAGGACGAAUAUAAAGAGAGCUUGAAAAGGCAAGCAAUGCUUGAUACUAAAGUGCAAGAACUCUGUCGAGCGCAUUUGUUACUUCCUCAAGGUAAAGUUGAGGAACUGUACGCUAGUUUAAAUAAAAAAAAUGCGGAGAUAUAUGUACAACGGUGGAAACAAAUGCAGCGCGCCGGCCCAGCUAGAACGCGUCUGUUUGCUUGGUCUAUGUCGGAUAUCGAGAUAUUGGCUUUAGUCGACCCAUCGAUCGACGGUAUGGAAAAUGCAACGAGGGCUCUUCGAGAAAUGGACGCGGAAACUCCCUGGCCAGAAGAUGGUCUUGAAUUCAGUACCUUAUGGGUAAGAGGAAUCAGUUUAAAGUGCGCCGAAUGGAAAUUACAAUUGCGGGAUUUCCCGCAACCGUUACUGUUGGUUGAAAGUUUAAGCGUUUGGGGUAGACUAGCUGGCGCAGAAGCUUUGGCACCGCCACGAGCCAGGCGAACUGUGAGAAUUGAAAUCGGUACUCCUUGGGAGGAUAUUGUCGUGGAAAGAGGCAUGACAUCUUUGAAGUAUUAUCACGAUCUGAACUGGGAUAUCGACAAGUUCAGAUAUGCGUUUGGGCCUUGUUGGGAACCAGUUAUAGCGCAAUGUAAUCUCAGUUUCGAGAAAAUCAUCCAUCCGUCACGAGAUCCGAGCCCUCCAUUACCAUUUUGGGACAAAAUGCGAUUGGCUCUCCACGGAAGAUUAACACUUUGCGUGAAGCAGUUAACAGUUUUGCUACAUGGUUCAUUGGAUCCGUACAAUACCACGGAGGAGAUGGAACUUACAUGGACAGGAUUGGAACUCGAUUGGACGCAGGGAAGAAUUAUCGUAAAAGGAGAUUUGGAUGUUUAUGUCCGUACGGCCAGCAAAUACGAUGAUUGCAGAUUACUUCAUUUACCAAAUGUACGUUUGAGCAUAAAAUUAGCGUGGGUUUGCUUAGGUGAUCCUAGAGACCAUCAUGCUGCGAUACCUUGUGCUCCGGAUAGAUUACCGGAAUAUUCGAGCAAUCAAGAGCACGACUCGUUCAGAGCGUUUCGAUCUCAAAAUUUGAAUGUCAGCCUUUCUUUGGAGACGAAGCCAACUGGAUCUCCAGCUUUAGCAAGUGCACCAACCGCCUUACUCUACGGCAGCACUCUUAGGUGGUUCGAAAAUCUAAAACUCAUUCUCUCCGGCGCAACAAGACCAACGAGAAAAGGGCCGCUUUUCAAGAAUAUCAGACCUAGGAAGAAACAGUUGAGCAGGCAUUACAGGAAAGUUCGGUUGACACUGGCUUUCCAUCAAUUCCAUGUUAGUUAUUGGAUGUCAUUCGCUAUGCAACGCGGUUUCGAAGUAACUGGUGGAAGAGUGGUAUGUAGUUGCGAACACAAUUUGUCUUUGCAUCCAAUCGAUGACGGUCUAAUACAUCGACCGAGAGCUGAAUGGUCGGUCGUGUAUAUGAAUUGCGAACUUAGUGAUGCGGAAAUUUGGUUGAAAAGCGCGCUUCACGAAGAUAAGGAGAGCGCAUCGCUCCGACAACCGGUUGAAAAGUGUUACUGUUUGAGCGUAGCUCGAGUCAGUUACGGCAGAGAGGCAAUGGUAACCGGAGUCACCGGAGGGGAUACUCCCACGCAUAGACUUGUCGUACACGAUUUGAAAGGGGCUUGGACAAAGACGAAUAGAGAUGUAGCGUUUGCACUUUUUGAUUCUUUCAUAAAAACUCAGCAGCUGAAGAAAAAUCUGUCUACCGCAGCCCUAAAAGGCUUUCACAGAGAAAGUUCAUCGACACCGCACAAAAAUCGAACAAGAUCAGUCGAGGUGCAAAACGUGGCGACACAAGUAAAUGCGUCAUCCGCCACAAAACCACAACAGGGUGAAGCUGUCGGUAUGUUGCAGAGAUUAAUAGCCGAAGCUGCAAACAAACCGGUUGCAUUCAGUGACGAUUUAUCGGUACAAACGAGAGGUCAACAAUUACGUGGACUAGCAGCUUGUCAUCAAGAUGAUGUCCUUCACAAAAAUUGGCUAAUCGCCUUAGUGAAUAGUCAGGUAUUAUUGAAAGGUAUUGAAACGCGAGGCUACGUGAUCUUGUCCGCGGCUAAAGCGGAAAUAUUGCAAAGAGUUCAUCAACCUGUGUGGAAAGAGAGAACUUUAGUAUCAAAGACAACCUGGGUCGGAUCGUUAGAAUGUAUGCAGUAUUAUGCGACUGUCAGUGCCAACAUUGACGAAAAUAUCGACGAUAAUAUAAUGUGGUUGACAUUAGACAAUAUACAAGAGAAAGAUUCAACUGUGAUAGCUGGUUUACCAGAUGUGCCGGCGCUGGUUGGUUCAGGACAGAGCGUCGGUGGUGUGGUAAGUCAAACGGUUGGCGGUGGCGGUGGCCCUCAACACCAAUUACAACGUAUCGUUUCGAGAUGUAAAUGCGAAUUCUUCUACGUUGGUUAUGGACAAGCUUUAGACGUUGGCUCUAUUGAUCAAGUUCCACCACCGCCAAGAGAAGAAGUUAGCCCAUGGGAAAGGAAAGAUCUUUCAGCAGCUGACGCGUUUACAUUGAUGCAUCACGAUUUGGAUGUUUGCACGAAUUCGUUGCAGUACGCUAUGAUUUUAGAUAUCGUUAACAAUUUGCUUCUUUACGUAGAACCGAGGAGAAAAGAAGCGUCUGAACGUUUGCAGAGAAUGCGAUUUCAAUUGCAGUUACACUCGGUUGAAGAUCAAAAACGGCCGAUUCAACAACUGCAAAAUACUGUGCGUGGUUUAGUGGCAAAAUUAAGGAGAUUGGAGCGUGAGACGUAUUUGGUGCAAAAAGCUCUUGCGGAGGAAUCUAGCCCUGAGUUAUUAGCAGAAAUGGAACGGUUAGAAGCUAGAGUUUUCGAAUGUAAGGAACAACUCGGAGCAAAAGCGGAAGAACUCGAUGUAAUGUUAAGCUGUUAUAAGGAAACAACCGCCCCAACCACAGCUUCUACCACGUUGAAAGAUAAACCGGCAGCAGUUGCUAGAGUAGCAGAAAUUUGCUUCAAACACGCUCAGUGGAGAUUAACGGAUGCAGAUGGUCAAUUAGGAAUCGCCGAUCUUAUAUUAACCAAUUUCUUGUACACCAAAACUAGCAAAACCGACGAUUCGGUUGAACAUCUCCUUGAAUUAGGAUAUGUUAGAAUGACAAAUUUAUUGCCGAAUCAAAUCUACACGGAGGUAUUGACACCCACUGAACUGCAAAGUAAUAUGCCUGUUGAUAGGCAACGAGCUCUUCGCGUUUUCUGUAGAGAAAAAGCACCGGUUGCUGGAAUAUCCGUCAAAGAACAUUUCGAAAUCAAUGUAGUUCCACUAACGAUAGGAUUAACGAAAAAGUUUUUCAAUACGAUGCUCAAAUUCUGUUUUCCUGAGAGAGAUCCGGAAGGAAUAGAGGAGCCACCUGCACCGCAACGAGAUUCCUCCUUUUAUGUGCCAAUCGAAAGAAGGGAUGACGUGGAAAAAAUGAAAGAACGAGCAGAUAAAAAUAAACUAUUUAUAUAUAUCAAAAUACCUGAAGUACCCGUUCGUGUCUCUUAUAAGGGAAAUAAAGAGAAAAAUUUGGAAGAUGUUCGGGAUUUUGCUCUGGUAAUACCUACGUUAGAAUAUCAUAAUGUUACUUGGACAUGGCUCGACCUUCUUUUGGCUAUGAAAAGCGAUUCUAGACGUGUAAUAUUAAGUCAAGCUAUUAAGCAGAAAUUACAAAUAAAGCCAAGAGGUCCACAGGAAGAAUCCGCUCCGCAAGAAGAAGAUAAAGCCCGACUUUUAUUAGGUGCCAGACAUCUACCGGGUGAUGUGAGGAAGAAAAGUGUUUUCAAAUUUAAGUAACAUUUUAGAUUUGUAACUCGAUGAAUUUUUCAUUUAUACAAAUAUACAUAGGAUUGCAAUAUUUAUUCUAAUGGAAUAUUUAAUAAGAAAGUUGUUAGUGCAUUGACAAGUAUUUUUAUUAAAGCCAAGCAAUAUUUGUACGGUUUUUUAACCACUUACACAACUCUAUAUGGUUUAUUAUUUGUUCAAUUAUUAACUGAUAUUGAACAUUUUCAUAUACGUUCAUUACUCAAAUUCGAGUAAUGGUAACGGCAUUCUGUUUUACUUACAAUUCCUUGUACAAUUUUGAUAAAAUUAUUCUUAAGUAGUUAAAGUACCGUAAAUGCGCCGGGAUUAAAACGUUAGUCUUCGUAAAUAGUUGCUUUUCUUUAAUUGAUGUUGUUUUUACUGGUCCGAAAUUAUUGUUUCAAUUAUACAUUUUAAUUAUUUUGAUUUGUUUGAAAUUUCACAAUGAAGCGUCGGUAUGUGAAUGAAUUUUAUAUGUAAUUUAACUUAAAUUGAGAAUGAUGUACGAUUGUAUUGUACGGUCACUUUCUAUUGUU
Bombus terrestris (buff-tailed bumblebee) is the source of this 7052-nucleotide messenger RNA. It is a transcript of the gene hob, whose product is annotated as protein KIAA0100. Lineage: Eukaryota; Metazoa; Arthropoda; Insecta; Hymenoptera; Apidae. The transcript has 17 exons. The coding region runs from base 148 to 6510 and encodes 2120 amino acids. The record is from RefSeq and is a predicted model, not a curated record.